Punica granatum (pomegranate) is the source of this 1567-nucleotide messenger RNA. Lineage: Eukaryota; Viridiplantae; Streptophyta; Magnoliopsida; Myrtales; Lythraceae. The record is from RefSeq and is a predicted model, not a curated record.
GCUUCCACUUCCAUUGUCUCUGUUCGUCUAAACGCUUUCCAUUGCCGACUCUCUCUCUCUCUCAUUCUCUGAAGAAGAAGAAGAGAAGAGAGAGGAGAGGAGUCCACUAUUGCUUUUUGCCAUGGCCUAUAAAUAGCCACCGCGGUCCGCCUCCACCCCCUCACCACGCCGCCCGCCUUCAUCCUCCCUCCAUCGCCACCCGCCGCCCCUUUUCCUCUCUCUCUCUCUCUCUCUCUCUCUUCUCUGACUUCCUCCUUCCCCAGAGUUAACUGUCAAAAAGGUAAAAAGCCACGCCCCCGAAUCCCAAACGAACAUCCCUUCUCUGAUCCCAACCGCCCCACCUUUGAAUUUGAGCUCAUGAAAGUGCCAACAGCAGCUGACCCCAAGGACGACCACAGCACCAACAACAACAGCAACAGCAACAGCAACGGCAACAUCAACAACUGCCGCGGCGGCGACAACAUGUGUAAGACGAUCGAGGUCGCCGUCCUGGACCACCGGGAACUGUCCCCGCAUCCGGUUGCUCUGUCGCCUCCCUCCGGGGACGAGCCCCACUACAUCCCCCCGCUCAACUUCGCCAUGGUCGACAAUGGCAUCUUCAGGUCCGGCUUCCCCGACUCCGCCAACUUCUCCUUCAUCCAAUCCCUUGGCCUCCGCUCCAUCAUAUGCCUGUGUCCGGAGCCGUACCCUGAGACCAACAUGGAGUUCCUGAAGUCCAACGGCAUCAAACUCUUCCAAUUCGGGAUUGAAGGUUACAAGGAGCCUUUUGUAAAUAUUCCCGAGGAUACCAUUCGAGAAGCACUAAAAGUUGUUAUUGAUGUAAGGAAUCAUCCAGUCCUUAUUCAUUGUAAACGAGGAAAGCACCGAACUGGUUGUCUCGUGGGGUGCCUGAGGAAACUCCAGCGAUGGUGCCUGUCUUCGGUGUUUGACGAGUACCAACGAUUUGCAGCAGCAAAAGCCCGAGUUUCGGAUCAGAGGUUCAUGGAGUUAUUCGAUAUUUCUAGCUUCAAGAAUAUCCCACUCUCCUUUUCGUGCUCUAAGAGGUGACUCUCUGCAGGAUUUGAUGGAUCUUCUUCGUUUCCUAAUUUACUGGAGACGGAAGCGUCCUGUUUGAUGUGAAAUAAUAAGUUAAGAAAAAAGGUGAUGAGUUCUGAAACUGCACUGCGGCGGAGGAUGAUCAAUUCUUUUUUCCCCCCAUUCUCAAAGUUAAAAUAAGGCAUCAUACCAUUUCCGUAGAAUCUGUCAAAUUCGUCAUUAGGUUUGUAAGCUCAUGAACCGAUCUUAUUGUAGAUUUCAUCUUUCGUUCACCAUCUCAUGUGGUCUUUUUGGUGAUCACAAGUGGAGUCCCGGGACCUAGACAAGCCCCUAAUUCCCAAUGAGUCUGAGCUUUAUUGUCAGCAGGAUUAUAGGGCGUCUCUUGCUCCCGAAUGCUGUAUUUUAUGCCGGAUUAGGGGGAGUUUGAAGUAAGUUGCAUAAUGUGUGUAGAACUCGUGGACAAUUCUCAAGGAGACUCCCUCUCAAAGAUGUUUGUCUUCUGUGCAAUGGCAAUGACUCCGAAUUCGGUAAA